Nezara viridula (southern green stink bug) is the source of this 573-nucleotide messenger RNA. The record is from the annotation of a GenBank genome assembly. NCBI's taxonomy places the organism in Eukaryota, Metazoa, Arthropoda, Insecta, Hemiptera, Pentatomidae.
AUGUGGCGCUCUAAAUUCGAACGACUUCGUGUUGAAUUGGAAAUAUUGGAGAAGAAAAAAUGUGAUAUUAGUUCACAACACAAGUGGUCUGCUUUGAAUGACCUGGAGAAGGAAGACAUGAUCAUUUGCAACGCUUGGAAUAAUAUUCCUGACUCUUCCGAUCAGCUGGAAAAGCUCGCGUUUGCUGUUCUUUCCCUUUUCAAAGGAGCAGGUUUAGAAAAUGAUUCUUUUCCGAUUAGGGAAAGCCGACCACCUCUCGAGCGGUCCUGCUUUGUCUCUGAGGAGGAAAAUAGUGUCCAAGUUGGAGAUAAACUUUCUUUGUCUAGCUCAAAAGGAAGGGUUUCUUUCCAUUGGUCGGCUGAAAAAAAAAAACUCACCAUGACGAUUGAUCUUCAUUGUCUGAGCUUUCUCAAUCGUACGUUUUGUCAUUCACGAUUAUUCCUUUUCUUUGUAAAAAAAUCCUUUAUCCCACCGUCCAUGAUGGCGGUCGGAAAAGCCGUUUUUCUCCCGGCGGCCUUCUUUUACGCCUUUGAACAAGUUACAGAAACCAAUAGUGAGAAAAAAAAACAGUGA